CCUGAGGUAUCCAGGACUUAGUUGGUCCUGGUGGGCUACCUGAUUGAGGCAGGAGGAUAUCAAGUUUGAAAUCAGCCUGGGUUGAUUGAGACAUUGUCUCAAAAAGGGGCUAGUAGCUAGCUUAGCUAGAGACCUAAAGCCCUGGCUUUAAUUCCCAGUAAAGUUGAGUGACCAAGGAAACCUGUUUUUGUCUUUGUAGUGUGGGAAGGUGAGUGUGAAAGGGUGAUUAGAUGUUCUCUGUGAUUAAUAACCCAGUAAAGGGCUGCCAUGCAUUAAACCUAACUGCAAAGCCUUAUAACAGACACAACUUUGGGUCACUGGGCAGGCUAGAAAUUCUUGGAGAUACUAAAAUAAGAAUAGCUGGCUAAGCGGUGGUGGGGCCUGCUUUUAAUCCCAGCACUCGGGAGGCAGAAGCAGGUGGAUCUCUGAGAAUCAAGGCCAGCCUGGUCUACAGAGUGAGUUCCAGGACAGCCAGGGCUGUUGUACAGAGAGACCUUGUCUCGAAAAACCAGAAAAGGAAGAAAAACAAAGCAAAACUGAAUGUGACAGUGUACACUUUUAAUUCAGCUACUUGGAAGACUGAAGCAGGAUUGUUGUAAAUCGAGACCAGUGUGAAGUUCUCAGAAAAGCCUUUUAUGCCAGCCAUGUUGGCUUACACCUUUAAUGCUAGCAUUUGGAAGUCAGAAGCAGGCAGGUGAAUCUCUUGAGUUUGAAGCUAGCUUGGUCUAUAUAGUGAGUUUGAGACCAGAUGGGGCUACAUAAAUGUGAGAUCCUUAGAACUAAGGGGAAAAAGAUCACUUAUGUGUUAAGGUUCUACAUGACCAAUUAGGAAUUUGUGAUUGUGGGUAGCUGUACAUUGUAGAUGCAAAAUUAUCCAUUAGUCCUUAAUAACCAUUUAUUGCUCACAUCUGUGUCUGAUCUAAUGUUAUUUGGGGCAACCUGAGUCAGAGUUCCUGGGCCAUUGUCAUUCAACCCAAAAAUAAACUUAAUCUCUUGGAGCUUAAUUGAUGAAGUGCUUGCUGGUCACGGUUGAAAACCUAAGUUAGGAUUUCCAACACCACAUAAAUGUUGGGGACAGGAGAGCAUAUCUAACUCCAGAGCUGAGGAACAGAAAUGGAUGUAUCCCUAAAACUCACCCUUUGAGCCAGCAUAGCUGAAAUGAGUAUUAGUGACAGACCUGUUUCAAGAUAAAUGGUGGGGAGCAAGAGAAUUGACUCAGCACAUAACGGCAUUUGCUGCCUGGUGACCUAAGUUUGAUUCCCUCUAGAACCCACCUAAAGGUGAAGGAGAACUGCCUCCACAGAGUUGUUCUCUGGCCAGUACAUGUAUGCUGUGGCACGUAGAAGCACACACCUCACAAAAUUCAGGACAACAAAAAACUAAGAUGUGGGCUGUUGAGAUGAUUCAGAAGCUAAGCACACUGGCUGUUCUUCCAGAGGUCCUGAGUUCAAUUCCCAGCAACCACAUGGUGGCUCACAGCCAUUUGUAAUGAGAUCUGGUGCCCUCUUCUGGCCUGCAGUCAUACAUGCAGACAGAGAACUGUGCAAAAUAAAUCUUAAAAAAAAAACAAAAACAAAAACACUAAGGUGUAGAUUGAAGAAGACACCCUUCCUCUUUCGACCUCAGGCUUCUGAAUGCAUGCAAAGCACAAACUCCCCGGGCUGGGCUGGAGUGGUUGAUAGUCCAGUGGUUAAGAGCACUUUCGGCAAGGUGUGGAGCAUGCCUUCAACUGCGGCACUCGGGAAGCAGAGGCAGACGGAUCACUGAAUUCGAGGCAAUCCCGGGUUACAUGGUGAGACCAAGUCUAAAAGCACUUGGUCUUGCAGAAGACCUAAGGUGCGUUUCCGGCACCCACACCAGGCGGUUGUCGCCCUGUAUCCCCAGCUUUAAGGGAUCCCAAACACAUAAAAGUAAAAAUAAAUCCUUAAAAGCAACAAAAGACUUCCUUUGAGAUGACAGUCGCACAACCAAAAGAAGUGACCCACUUGCGAUUUAGACAUCCGGUUUCCGUGCUAGUAUCCCGGCUUCUGACGUCACCUAAAAAGCGCCGGAAAUGACCUCGCGCUGCCUAGGAAACAGGACGCUGCCCAGUGGUAGCCAAACCUGGGACAGCCGCACCCACCCUGUCGCCAUGGAGCUUCCCUCAGGGCGGUGCGGGGAUCCUCGCUCUUGUGACGAAGAGUCGGACCCCGAGCCAGACCCGGACCCUGACGCUCAGGCUGAGGCCUACGUAGCCCGUGUGCUUACCCCACCCAAACCUGGCCUGACCCCGCGGCGCUCGUCGCUGCAGUCCACGCUCUCCGCGUCCCUGGGCGCGCCCGAGCGAAAGGCUGCCUCCAGAGUCCCGGCCGUGCGCCUGCCGGGCCUGCUGAGCCUUCCCCCGGAGCUGCUGCUGGAGAUCUGCGCCUACCUGGAUGCGCGGGUCGUGCUCCAUGUCCUGCCGUGCGUGUGCCAAGCACUGCACGACCUUGUGCGUGAUCAUGUCACCUGGAGGCUACGCGCUCAGCGCCGCGUACGCGCACCCUACCCAGUGGUGGAAGAGGAGGACUUUGACUGGCCAGCCGCCUGCAUCGAGCUGGAGCAGCAUCUGGCCCGCUGGGCAGAGGAUGGACAGCGAACUGAGUACUUCUGCCUGGCUGAUGGUCACUUUGCUUCCAUUGAUGCAGUGUUGCUGCUGCAGGGUGGGGCACUGUGUCUGUCAGGUUCCCGAGAUCGCAAUGUCAACCUGUGGGACCUACGACAUCUAGGAAAGGAGCCUAGCCGAGUUCUGGUGAAGGCCUUGGGCACCCAGGGCAACAGCACACACAAGGGCUGGGUGUGGUCGCUAGCAGCACAGGAUCACCAUGUGUGCUCCGGCUCUUGGGACAGCACUGUGAAGCUGUGGGACAUGGCAGCUGAUGGGCAGCAGUUUGGCGAGAUCAAGGGCAAGGCGGCAGUGCUGUGCCUCUCCUACCAACCUGACAUCCUGGUGACUGGCACCUAUGACAAGAAGGUGACCAUCUAUGAUCCCAGAGCCGGCUUGGCCCUGGUGAAGAGCCGCAGGCUGCACUCGAGCGCUGUGCUGGCAGUGUUGGCAGAUGACAGGCACAUCAUCUCAGGCAGUGAGGACCACAGUCUUGUGGUGUUUGAUCGCCGAGCCAACAGCGUCCUGCAGCGGCUGCAGUCCUUUGACGUGGGUCACCAGUCUCAGGUCACAGGGAUCAAACACUCGCUGGGGACUUUGUACACAACAUCUACUGACAAGACCAUUCGGGUUCACGUGCCCACAGACCCACCCAGGACCAUCUGUACCAGAAGCCACCACAAUGUGUUGAAUGGGAUCUGCGCUGAGGGUAACGUGGUGGUGGCUGCCUCCGGUGGACUGUCACUGGAGGUCUGGAGGCUGCUGGCCUAAACAGCAGGACAUGGCCGUGGACGGCUGUUGGUAUAUCUAUACUGCCUGCUGAGGCUGCCCUGAGCCUCAGCUCUGGAGGACCUUCCUGCUAUUGGUGCUGCUUCUGCCCUGCUCCAUGGGCCUGGGGCACAGGAAGACCUAGGGCUGGGCCCACACCUGUGCCUGUGGAGGUGACAUUCUAGUUUUAGCCACCCAGGGGCCUAUUCCCUACCUUCCACCCCUGGAUUGUUUUGUUUUGUUCAUUGAGACAGGGUCUCAUGUAACCCAGACUGGCCUCAUACCCACUAUGUUUUUGAGGCAGGUCUUGAAGCCUGAUCCUCCUGCCUAAAUCUCCACGUGUUUGGAUAACAGGCUCACCCCCAUGCCCGGAUGAUCCCUGUUUUGUCAGGAUUUGGGUGCCUCUCUCCCACAGGAAAGUGAAGGAGAAAUAAACGACCCACUGUGCAGUUGUUGGGAA
This is a messenger RNA of Peromyscus maniculatus bairdii (prairie deer mouse), 3851 nucleotides long. It is a transcript of the gene Fbxw9, whose product is annotated as F-box and WD repeat domain containing 9. NCBI's taxonomy places the organism in Eukaryota, Metazoa, Chordata, Mammalia, Rodentia, Cricetidae. The record is from RefSeq and is a predicted model, not a curated record. Gene Ontology annotation, molecular function: protein binding.